Daucus carota subsp. sativus is the source of this 642-nucleotide messenger RNA. RefSeq lists its product as uncharacterized. The record is from RefSeq and is a predicted model, not a curated record. Lineage: Eukaryota; Viridiplantae; Streptophyta; Magnoliopsida; Apiales; Apiaceae. The transcript has 4 exons. Bases 1 to 642 code for a protein of 213 amino acids.
AUGACAGUGACUGGGAAGAACCAAACAUUUGCUGAUGUAAAUCCUGAACCUAUUCCUACAACAACAAAUGAACCUGCUCAGCCCAGUCCAAAACCAGCUAGAUUCAAAAGAAGGGCACACAAGCCAAAGAGGGCCAAGAUUCCAGAAUCUGAAAUUACUGAUUUCACCAUCCAAGAAGAGCAAGCACCAUCCAGUUCAAUUCCUGAUGAUUCAUCUCAACCUCUGAUGGUGGACCCUCUUCAAGCUGUUCCUCUAAUAUCUCCUACAACAUCUCCUAAAGCAACUUCUACAGCAUCUGCAGUAGAUGAAGAAAUAGCGUGUGAUGCACAAGCUACAACUGAAGCUGGAGCCACAAUGUCUCAAAUGUCUGAUGUAGUUGAGGAACCUGACAAAGUAGCUGUAGAAGCUUUACAAUCUCUUGCUCAGACUGGUAAAGAGCCCAUCCUGUCACAGUCUGAAGCUCAAGAAAAAUCUGCUAAGGAUAAUGUGGAGAAAGUUGCUGAUCCUGUUCCUCAAGAUGAAAACGCAAACUCUGAUACUGAGGAUGAUGCCAGUUCAGAUACUGACAAGGAUGACACUGCUGAAAUCCCUUUGACACAACAGAAAUGGGAGUCUACUAGCCAGUUCAAUGCCAGAUUGUGA